AUGGCGGAGAAAGCGGAGGUGAAAGAAGAGGUAGGCAAGACAGACGUGGUGAAGGAAAAAGAAGAUGACUUACACACCCCUUGCGGGUUCAAGUCGUUUGUGUGGAAGCAUUUCGGGUUCCGUAAGGAUGGAAAAAAACUGAUGAAGGAUAUGGCUAUAUGCAGAUAUUGUCGUUGCGAAAUUCGCUACUGUGGCAACACAUCUAAUUUGUCUGCUCACCUGAGAAGACGCCAUGGUGUCCAAGGCGAAGAAAAAGCACAGCCCUCUACUUCGCCACUGACAAAAUUUUUCCCUCAGAAGUUUUCACACAGCUCUAAGAGGGCGGUGAAUAUAUCCAAGGCAAUCGCGUUCUUCAUAUGUACAGACAUACGGCCCUAUUGCGUCGUGGAGAACGAAGGCUUCCGAUACCUGCUCGACACUCUGGAGCCGAGGUACUGCGUUCCCUCGCGACAGCACUUCAGUGAAUCCUUGAUUCCAAAAUUAUACGCCAAAGUUCGUGAUGUUGUUAUUCAAGCGCUGCAUGAGGCACAGCGCGUAGCUGUAACAUGUGACGGUUGGACUUCCUGCACUACAGAAUCCUUCAUCACAGUAACAUGCCACUUCAUUGACCACGGAUGGGAGAUGCACAAUAAUGUGUUACAGACGCGUGUGCUUGCGGAUACACAUUCAGGAGCGAACAUCGGACACGUUCUACGAGCUGCGUGUGAAGAGUGGGGUCUGAGUGACAAAGCACCAGCCCUCGUCACCGAUAAUGCAUCUAAUAUGAAGAGGGCUGGGCAAGAGGCCGGGAUGUCGCCCCACAUCAUGUGCUUCGCGCACACACUCAAUCUGUCCACUCAAGAUGGCCUCAAGAUCACAGCCACAGACAGGCUUUUGGGUCGAGUUAGGAGAAUUGUGAGUUUUUUCCAUCGCAGCUCAAUUGCCACCACAGUGUACAAGGAAAAACAAAAACUACUUGACCUCCCGUCCCACAAACUUAAAGCGGACGUAAAGACAAGGUGGAACAGUUCAUUCGAGAUGUUAGAGCGGUUCCUGGAGCAACAGCCUGCGGUGACGGCAACCCUCCUGGACAAGAAGCUGAGGAAAGGUGCAAGCGACAUUCACGCUCUCACGGAAAGUGACCUAUCCACAGCAGAGCAAAUGGUUAGCUUGUUGGCCCCACUGAAAGCUGUCACCACGCUCAUGUGCGAAGAAAAGCAACCCACAGUGUCAGUCAUCGCACCCCUCCGAACGAAGUUGCUGACUCAUUUUGAAUGUGCACCAGACGACACUCCCUUAAUCAAAGACAUGAAACGAGUGAUGGCUGAGGAUCUCAGAGAACGGUAUGUGGACGAGGAACCAUUCUUACUCCGAGCAGCUGCCUUGGACCCUAGGUUUAAAAAGCUCCCGUUCCUGAGUGAUGAAAGAAGAAACCAAACCUUUGAAUGUAUUGCUGAAGAAGCAGUACAGCUGAAGGAACAGAGGAAUGAAUCAGAGGCCCAGGACCAGAAAACACCUCCUCAUGCCCAGAUGUGUGAUGUGUGGGAAACAAAGACUAUGGAAGAAAAACCACCAGUUUCCAAGAAAACAAAAGUCUUGGAUGACUUGUUUGGCGACUCCUUCAGCACUGAGGACCAAAGUUUCAGGAAGAAAACAUCCAAAGAGCUAGCCAACGAUGAAAUUAGAAAGUACAGAGAUAUUGCAUCUCUGAGCCUGGGUGGUAAGGUGUUAGAAUGGUGGAAAGCUCACCAGGCCGAGUUUCCUCUCCUGGCCGACCUGGCCAAGACCUACUUGUGCAUACCUGGUACAAGUGUACCAUCCGAGCGUGUGUUUAGCACAGCAGGGGACAUUGUGCGUUCAGAACGUAGUGUUUUGUCCGCUGAGCAUGUGGACCAGCUAAUUUUUUUAAAGAAAAAUCUGUCAAGAAGCACAAUUGAAAGUAUUGAACUGUAACAGUGCUGUAGUUUAAUGUUACAGCUUUACUAACUGUUCUUUUACAAACCCC
Messenger RNA from Fundulus heteroclitus (mummichog), 1984 nucleotides. RefSeq names its product zinc finger BED domain-containing protein 1-like. NCBI's taxonomy places the organism in Eukaryota, Metazoa, Chordata, Actinopteri, Cyprinodontiformes, Fundulidae. The transcript is spliced from 3 exons. The record is from RefSeq and is a predicted model, not a curated record. Gene Ontology annotation, molecular function: protein dimerization activity; DNA binding. Bases 1 to 1932 code for a protein of 643 amino acids.